This is a messenger RNA of Wasmannia auropunctata (little fire ant), 4254 nucleotides long. RefSeq lists its product as uncharacterized. Gene Ontology annotation, molecular function: protein binding. The transcript is spliced from 6 exons. The coding region runs from base 366 to 3134 and encodes 922 amino acids. Lineage: Eukaryota; Metazoa; Arthropoda; Insecta; Hymenoptera; Formicidae. The record is from RefSeq and is a predicted model, not a curated record.
UGCCUCUUGUGUGAUACCGGCAGUUUCGAGCGAGUCCUGCCGGUGAGCGUUCGUACGGGCCGAGUGAGCGAGCGAGCGGGGCUACUUCCCUCUCGUCGUCCGGUGGCAGAUAUAUCGGGUGCGUCGUUCCUCCAGUUGCCCGCGGGUUGCCUCCAAAGCGGAGCGUGCAAUAUACGGACGGCCGUACAGCAGUCUCGUCGAGCGCUUUUGCUUAUCGGCACGUUUCCGGGUUCGCGGGCGCGCGGGUGAAAAAUCAAGAUCGAGAAUCGAGAGAUCGGAUCGGGAGCCGGAUGACGCACCGUCUCAUCCGCGGGACCAUGUUCGCGCGGUCGAGGAACAGUAACGUCCUUUGAAGCACUUUUACGAUGCGUCUAUUCAAACGUUACACGGCCGAUACGAGCCCGCAGCUCGUUUCGGCUGUACCUAUAUCUCAAGACGUUGCGGCGACGAACAAUGCCGAGAGCAAUGCGUCCGAGAGAUCGGAGAAGAAAUCGAAGACAGACGACAGAUUGGACGAUAUUCUUCCAGUCAAAGAAGACACCGACGCGCAAAAAGAAUCGACGGACUCCUCUAUUCUGACUCGUAAAGGAAUCUCAACGUGGGGACGUAAGGUGGGUCGACGAUGGGAUCAAAUGAAGAGGUCGGACAGCUCCGAAUUGCUUUCGGUGCCGCGACGGCGACGACGGUGGAGCCCACAUCGGAAGAGCGGCUACGACGAAAUCUCGAACGAGAAAGAAAAUGGAAAUAGCGAGCUCCCGAGGCAAAAAAGAAUUCCCAGAGUAGAAUCGUUGAGAAACCUCUUUAGGACCGGCGGCGAUCAUUCUGCUAACGGCAAGAGUUCUACGAGAAGCGCGACGAUACAGGAGGAAGAUGUAAUCGUCAAUCAUUGUCCGAUGGAGAAGACUCUCAGCGAGGGAGCGAUCAGGAAGAUUCCGUUUCGAGGUAUUUGCCCGGAGAAUUUCGACGAUCGCGAGUUUGCCGGGAUCAAUCGGGAAGCGUUCCUCCGCCAAAAGAAACUGCAGCUGAGUCGUAGCAUACAGGAUCUUCAGGAGCAACAGCGGGUCUUGGAUUACAUACUCAAGAAUCACGAGAAGACGCGUCAGGGUGACGCGAGAGAAACGUCGGAGAACGUUGGAACGAGCGCGAAUCCGAAAUCCUCGGGGGAGGCGAAGAGCAGGACCGCGACGCGAGCGUCUGAUCACCAGUCCGCCAGCAAUACCAGUGCCAACGAAGCUAAAGGAAAUUCGUAUCCCCAGGGAUUGUCUCCCGGCUCGAUGACCGGUCUGGAAGAUCUACUGAGCAAUCUGCGCAUAGGUUGCGACGAGAGCGGGUACGAUUCGGACAGCACGCGAGCCGGCGCGGAUUCGCCGGACAGCGAGAAGUCGGCGGUGCCUCCCUUGUUGAAGCCGCGCAGCUUCUCGAUCACCUCGGACGAUUAUCGCGGCAUCGACCUGUCGCUACUCGAUGCAAGUGUCUCGCGGAAGAAGGACGAGGCGGCUACGGCGACCGAGGCACGCUCAUCGGAAACGGUCGCCCCGAAGGUCGAGAAGGAUAAUGCCGCUGACGCCGCUGUCGAUGCCGCGGCGAAAAAUCUCUCCUUCAAUGACUCGACCGUAACCCGAUCCACCACGUUAAUGUCGGAGGAGGACAACGACACGGACAGCUGCGACGAGGACACUUUUGCCGAUUUUCUGGAGUAUCAGCCGGAUUUGACGAGAAUCUAUUCCAAGGCGGAAGCGGAUCUCCUGCCGAAGUCACGCGAGGCUCUGAUGAAAGAAGUGUCCGCGACUUCCGCUCUGCUCGGCGAGGAUUUAACGAAACUCCGAGUGGUGGACCGUAACGACGUCGACGUUACGCUGCAAUGUGACGUGGCCGAUGCGCAUGGCGACGCCAAGAUGAAAGUUGACUCCGACGGGAGGAAGCCUUGUGUUACGCCGGAAAGUCAUGUUAACGUGUCUCAGAUGACGAAAUUUCAGAAUUUACUGAAGGACGAAUUUUGGAAAAAGUCCAAAGGUCGGAAAUGCUCGAGCCCAAGUGUAUUACACCUCUUGGAGCACGCCGCGUCCCCGUGCAAGGACAGUCCGCCGGCUAACAAAAUCCAUACCUUGUCCGACGCGAUGACCAACCCUUUGCGAUACUACAGCCCGAAGAGAUCGCGUUCCACUCUGGAGCUCGACACACUGGGCGUGACGAGGAACGCGACGAAGAAAGUGUUGACGAUGUCCUAUCCAGUCGCAUCCGUCAAGCCUGUCGCUGCCGCUAACAAGAUCCUGAUACGGCGUGAAUUGAAAACGAUGAAGCUGACGGUGGGCCACACGGCGGGUCUCGGUAUUUCGGUCGAACGGUGCGAGGCGGCCAGGCCAUUCUACGUGAUCGCCAAGAUGGAUCCCAACGGCGAGGCGGCCAGGUCGAGGCAGUUCCGCAUCGGCGACGAGAUCGUACGUGUCUGCGGGCGUAGGAUACGCGGCAUGUCGAUGGCGGAGGCGCGAAACGCCCUGCGGAGCUGCGUCGGCACGGUCGAGCUGCAGAUUGCGAGGGAACCGAACUCUGCCUACGGCGAGGAGAUCGGCGACACGUGGGGCAACGCCUUGACGCGAACGCGAAGCGAUCCCGACGCGUGGCUCUCGAAGAACAAGAGAACCGUUCCGUCAGCUCCCUCCGACGACGCGUCGUCCUCGACGAACGCUGGAAUCCCCUGCGCCAUUGACGACGCGACUGUCAACCUUCAAAAGAUGACGGGGAUGAAGAAGUUCCAGGUCGUGAGGAAACGAAGCGCCGAGACGCCCGCCGUUCGACGCGGAUCCAGUCUGUCCAUCGAUCUGUUGACGAUCUCGUUGGAGAAGGGCGCGCCGAAGAAACUGGGCUUCUCCAUCGUUGGCGGCGUGGACAGCAAUAAGGGACGCAUGGGUAUCUUUGUGAAGGAUAUUAUGCUCGGUGGACAAGCUGCGGAAGAAGGUACUCUGAGAGUGGGAGACGAAAUUUUAGCGAUCAACGGCGCCUCGUUCGACGGACUGACGCACGCCAAAGCGUUACAGAUGUUCAAGUGCGCCAAAGCCGGGAACUUGAUCCUUCACGUCGCCCGAAGAGAUCCAACGCAUAAACGGUUGUCACGCAAACCAUGCAAUUUAGAUUAAUGUUUAACUAUUAAUACGAUACGUCACACAGUCGAAGUCGUAUGAUUGCCUCGACAAAUUAACGAAGUCCGCCGACGAAUGAAACUAUUGCCAUUAUGGUCGUUAAUUAUAUUAUUAAUCUCGCUUCUAAAAACGUAACGAAUUACUACGAGAUGUUAUGAAAUUUUCAUGUUAUGAGAUUUCUAAACGUUCUGAGUUUGUUAAAUUAAAAGUUUACAUCUAAAUAUUUAAAAAUUUACGCUAAAAAAAUUAUAUUAUCAAUACUUUAUGUUCUGAACAUUUCAUGCAUUUCGGUUAGCAUAUUAACGUGCUUUCAAUAAUAUCUUGUAUGCAGAGGGGUAUGUACGUAGACCAUAAUUGAACUCUAAUUGUGAUAUCAAUUAUUUUCAUUAACGAAUAAUAUUCGUAACAACUGUCUUCUCUCAUAGAUCUUUUUGAUAAAUAAGAACAUUUUGCGUUAUAUAAUAUAUAUAAUAUUAAACUUGAACUCUGUCUAAAUAAGAUCUCAGAGAUAAGAUUAAUCCGUAUUUAUUUACGUUUUCAUAUAUCUCUUUUAUAUUCAAUUAAUCUAUCCUGUCUCAGAAAAAGAAGGGAUAAACUUUGCAGAAUAAUUAUUAAAUUAUAUUGCUAUUAAAUUUGCAUUUCUCAUUCGAAGCAUAUCUGUUUAGAUAUGAACGUUGUACUUUAACGUUAAAGAAAUGUUAAGUAAGAUAAUGAAGUAGAAUUAGUUAGUAAUAACGAUAUUGUGCUGCUUUAUUUAUAGUUUAUAGCCAUGUCCUGUUAGAUGUGGUACGCUAACAGCUUGGAAUAUGGUUCAACUUAACAGCAUCGUGGGAUUUAACAAAUGUUUUUAUUUAAAAAUAUAUUCUUGUGUAAAUCGACCUAUACACGAGCUACGAUUGAAAAAGCUAGUUAGUUGCAUCCGAAGGCACGAAAGUCAUCAACUGCGUAAUGUUACUACAAUAAUUAGUAAUUCUCGUUUAAGUUAUUUCGUUAAGAGACUGACAUUACGAAUGUCUACCUGCAAAAUGCUGUGAUAAUGAUUGUAGUCGCAUCGGCUGAUAUUAUACGAGUUGUAUAUUUAAUAAUAAAUAAUAAAUGUGAUUUUGUUAAAUAAAAA